CGAAUCCUGCGGCGCCAGGUGUAGGCGGUGAGAGCAUGCAGGGCGGUCGGCGGCCCGCGCGCGGCGCGUUCGUUCCCCCGCGACGGUGGCGGCGACGCGCGGUGGCUCUUUCGUGAGCGGCGGCCGGGGCGGCCGGCUGCAAGGGGCGGGCGGGGCGGCGCACUCGGCCGGCGGACGGCGGCGCCAUGUGGAGCGGCCGCAGCUCCUUCACCAGCUUGGUGGUGGGCGUGUUCGUCGUGUACGUGGUGCACACCUGCUGGGUCAUGUAUGGCAUCGUCUACACCCGCCCGUGCACUGGCGACACCAACUGCAUCCAGCCGUACCUGGCGCGGCGGCCCAAGCUGCAGUUGAGCGUGUAUACUACUACAAGGUCCAGCCUUGGUGCCGAGAACAAUGUGGACUUGGUCUUGAACGUAGAAGACUUUGACGUGGAGUCCAAAUUUGAAAGAACAGUUAAUGUUUCUGUACCAAAGAAAACCCGAAACAACGGGACGCUAUAUGCCUACAUUUUCCUGCAUCAUGCUGGGAUUCUGCCCUGGCAUGAUGGGAAACAGGUGCACCUGGUCAGUCCUCUGACCACCUACAUGGUCCCCAAGCCAGAGGAAGUCAACCUGCUCACGGGGGAGUCUGCUGUACAGCAGCAGAUGGAGGCUGAGAAGAAGCCAUCGAGUGCCCUGGACGAGCCCAUCUCUCACUGGAGACCCAGGCUAACGCUGAACGUGAUGGUGGACGACUUUGUCUUCGAUGGAUCCUCGCUGCCUGCCGAUGUGCACCGGUACAUGAAAAUGAUCCAGCUGGGGAAGACGGUGCACUACCUUCCCAUCCUGUUCAUUGACCAGCUGAGCAACCGCGUGAAGGACUUGAUGGUCAUCAACCGCUCCACCACCGAGCUGCCGCUCACCGUGUCCUAUGACAAGAUCUCGCUGGGGCGGCUGCGCUUCUGGAUUCACAUGCAGGACGCUGUGUAUUCCCUGCAGCAGUUCGGGUUUUCAGAGAAGGACGCGGAUGAAGUGAAGGGCAUUUUUGUGGAUACCAACUUGUACUUCUUGGCGCUGACUUUUUUUGUUGCGGCUUUCCACCUGCUGUUUGAUUUUCUGGCAUUUAAGAAUGACAUCAGUUUCUGGAAGAAAAAAAAGAGCAUGAUUGGAAUGUCCACCAAAGCAGUUCUCUGGCGCUGCUUCAGCACUGUGGUCAUCUUCCUGUUCCUGCUGGACGAGCAGACGAGCCUGCUGGUACUGGUUCCGGCCGGCAUCGGGGCCGCCAUUGAGCUAUGGAAAGUGAAGAAGGCCUUGAAGAUGACUGUGGCCUGGAGAGGCCUGAGGCCUGUGCUGCAAUUUGGCACCUACAGUGAAUCUGAGAGGAAGACUGAGGAGUAUGACACGCAGGCCAUGAAGUACCUGUCCUACCUCCUGUACCCGCUGUGUGUCGGGGGUGCUGUGUACUCGCUCCUCAACAUCAAGUACAAGAGCUGGUAUUCAUGGCUCAUCAACAGCUUCGUGAACGGAGUCUACGCCUUCGGCUUCCUCUUUAUGCUGCCCCAGCUCUUCGUGAACUAUAAGAUGAAGUCGGUGGCACACCUGCCCUGGAAGGCCUUCACCUACAAGGCCUUCAACACCUUCAUCGAUGAUGUCUUUGCCUUCAUCAUCACCAUGCCCACAUCCCACCGGCUGGCCUGCUUCCGGGAUGACGUGGUCUUCCUGGUCUACCUGUACCAGCGAUGGCUUUAUCCUGUGGAUAAGAGCAGAGUGAAUGAGUUCGGGGAGUCCUACGAGGAGCAGCCCACCCCGAAGUCCCACACGGAGUGAGCACCGCAGGCAGGGCCUGCUCGCCAUGAGUAUUCUUGGAAGCUCUGGGAAUUCCUGAUGCCACCUCUUCCGAGUUGCCAAACCCUCCAGACAUCUCUGUUUCUCGGAGCUCCUCUGCCUUUGGGAGGUGACGGAAGUGCCCCGGAUGCCCAAUCCCUGAGCCUGUUUCCUGCACAGGGGUACAACAGCACUCAGGUGGGAGCCCUGAGGGUGCUGCCUCUUAGGGCCCCUCCACCCCCUUGCCCCACUCCCGACCCUGGUGCCCUCGGAGGCGGAGGAUGUGGGAUUUCCAUUUCGAGUUAAGUGUCCCUUAUGUGAAGUUCAGUGCACAUGGAAAGUUGUUCCAUAGAGACUUUGGGAUCAAAUGGCUUUUUCCUUUUCUGUUUAAAAGUUAAUUGUUUUAAAGCUUAAUGUAUGUAUGUUUCUAUUUUAAAAUAAAUUUCUUUGGCCGUGA
Molecule: messenger RNA, 2259 nt
Organism: Cavia porcellus (domestic guinea pig)
Lineage: Eukaryota; Metazoa; Chordata; Mammalia; Rodentia; Caviidae
Gene: Clptm1l
Product: CLPTM1 like
Exons: 17
Coding region: 186-1805 (539 amino acids)
Cellular component (GO): membrane; endomembrane system
Source: RefSeq, a predicted model, not a curated record